GGAGGACACGGGCAGCUCUGAGUGCCCUCCCUGCCCGGCAGAGUCCCGGAACCCAGCAGCAGCUCCAGAGAAGAAGUUGGAUUUGCAGCAGGGGAAGGAACACCUGGGCAGGAGCUGCUCUAGGACGUGCUUGUUUUCUCCAGGAAAGGUGAAUCCAAGGGGUGGAAGAUGCUGGAUAAGGCCACCCUGCUCCUGUUCCUGCAUUUAGUCACAUGCUCCAUCUCCUCUCCUCUCUACCCAGCUCUCAGGUACAGUCCAGGGCCAGUUGCUGGCAAGGCCAUGAGCUUCCAGCUGCAGCACAGCAGCUCAUUGCAGAGCCAUUCCCCCCUGGCAGAGAAGGAGGAGGAGGAGGGUCUGUUAACAGACCCCACUGAGAAAAGGAUGCAGCGCCAUGCUGAUGCCAUAUUCACUGACAACUACCGCAAAUUCCUGGGGCAGAUUUCUGCCCGAAAAUUCCUCCAGACCAUCAUUGGCAAGAGGCUCGGAAGCAGCAAGAGCAGCCGAGGGAAAGGGGUGCAGGAGUUCCUGAGCAGGCGCCAGUCUGACAGCAUCCUGAUGGACAGCCAGUACCAGCAGCAGAUGGUACUGAGGGACUUCCUGGGAGCCAUCCUGCACAACCAAAGGCCCCAGGACAUGGAUAGCAGUGGGCUAGAAGGCUUUCCCAACACCCUGGCUAAGCUUAUGUAAAUACUUCUCCCUUUUCCAUCUCCCCAUGCUCUGAAUAAUUCAGAGCUCAUGGACCAAACUGUACAGUGAGCCCCUCAUGGAAGUGAAGACACUCCCAGAUGUGAGCAGCUGGAAACUGAUGCAUACACUCCUCAGAUCUGAUCAAAAGAAUGCAGUGCUGAAGCACUAAAUUCACUCCAGUCUUUACAAUUUAACACCCCUCUUGAAAUACUGCUCUGUACUAAAUCAGAAAAAAAAACCCACCUCUGUGGUUUAACUUCAGGCUGCUUUACACAGAGACUAAAACAAGUGAUACACUUGUAAUCCUGUGGACAUUCUGUCUAGUAAUUAAGGUUUCAAAUCACAAAGUAUAGCAAAAUUUUUUGCCAAGUCAUCUUUCUAUCUGAGGGCCUGAUUAAUAAAUAUGAGGCCACCAAAAGGCACCUUUAUGCAACUUCAUAAAUUGAUUACAGUGUCCUCCAAAUUGGUGCUGAUGGCACAACCACACACAGUAAGCAUCAGGGUGAGGCGACACAUGAAUCUACAAGUCUCCCUUGCAUUGGAAACAGUGCAAACACUGCCUUGGGCUGCUGCUGCUGCCUGGCUCCCUGACACAGAGCCCUGGCAACAGAACAAAUUCUGAAAUGCUCAGCUGUGGUUACUGCUCAGCCUUGAGGAGCUCAAGCUGAAGUUACAGCUCUGCCAGAGCUAAAGGAGAUCCCUGUGCAUCAGAUUGGGCUCUCACUGCUCCAGCUCCAAGUUCUGCUGAGUGCCAUCCCCUGAACUCCACCCUGGCUAUAGUCACAACUGUAAAUGUUUUAAAAGGAGUAAGUUAUUAGCCCAGUGAGAUCAUACAGCUACUUCUUCCCUCUCACCCCACUCUCCCUGUUGUUUGUGUAAUAUUUACAUCUUCAGAAAUGUAAAUAACACCAGGAUGGGGUCUGCUUUCCCAUCAGCAGCAGGAAAUUAGAGUCGUUCUAAAUAAACCUGUCCAACAGCAGGUCAAGAUGGUGCUUUUGUUGAGACCUUAGUUUCUUGAUUCUGGGCCAAGAGUGAAGAUGCUCCUCAAAGACAGUUGUCAAAUGCACCAAGGAUGACUCAAACCUGGGCUAACAAAGGCACCAGCUCCAGUACCAACACCACUACCAGGUUGGAAACACAAUGAUAUAUAAAUGUGAGUUAAUGCCUAUCUAUGAAGUCUACCCCCCUUGCACUCCAAUAAUUCCUUGUUAGUCUGCAGUAGUAACCAUCUCAUUUUUCCUCAGGUAACAUGUUUUAGGAUAGGAGGCUCCAGUGUGCAUGGGAAUUAUUUCACCCUUGCACCAAAUACCUACCUGUUACAGCCUCCCUCUUCAGGUUUUACAAUUCCAGCACUAGGGAAGUAUUACAAACCUCCCAGGAGAGGUUUUUGAGGGAGAUCAGUGAAGCUGUGACAGCAGCAGGGGCACUAAUGGAUAACUGCUACCCUUCCAGGGGCAGGCAGCUGUCAGAGACAUCCUUUUGCUUCACAGUGCAGAAAUACACCAAAGAAUCACCUGAAUUUAAACUCUGUUAAGUGGUAUUAAAGGCAUAUGCAAACACUGGAUUGGAUACUGCCAAUAAAAUCAAAGACCUCUC
Oenanthe melanoleuca is the source of this 2283-nucleotide messenger RNA. It is a transcript of the gene GHRH, whose product is annotated as growth hormone releasing hormone. Gene Ontology annotation, biological process: positive regulation of growth hormone secretion; growth hormone secretion; positive regulation of multicellular organism growth. Gene Ontology annotation, molecular function: peptide hormone receptor binding; growth hormone-releasing hormone activity; growth hormone-releasing hormone receptor binding. The record is from RefSeq and is a predicted model, not a curated record. NCBI's taxonomy places the organism in Eukaryota, Metazoa, Chordata, Aves, Passeriformes, Muscicapidae. The coding region runs from base 169 to 687 and encodes 172 amino acids. Gene Ontology annotation, cellular component: extracellular region; terminal bouton; perikaryon. The transcript is spliced from 7 exons.